UCAGAUUGAAUGCUUCAAUUGAUGCGUGUAGGUAUUUGUUAAGACAAGGACUCUCGUUUGGAGGUCAUGAUGAAUAGGUGGAUUCAGUUAACAAGGGAAACUUUUUGAAGCUUGUGAAAUAUACUGCAGAGCAAAAUGAGCUUGUAAGUAAAGUUGUGUUAGAGAAUGUCCCCAGAAACAACCAGAUGGUCUCCCAUAAAAUUCAGACAGAUAUAUUUCAUUGCUUUGCGGAAGAAGUUAUUGAAUCUAUAAUCAAAGAAGUUGGUCAUGAUGUAUUUUGUUUGUUGGUGGAUGAAUCCGCAGAUGUGUCUGAUAAAGAGCAAAUGGCAAUGUUUUUUCGCUUUGUUGAUACACAUGGGAUAGUUAAAGAAAGGUUUCUUGGUUUGGCUCAUGUGAAAGAAACAUCUUUUUUUAUCCCUGAAGAGUGCUGUUGAUUCUUUGUUUGUGAAACAUGGAUUGAGUAUGAAGAAGUUAAAAAGACAAAAUUACGAUGGAGCGAGUAAUAUGAAGAGAGAAUUCAAUGGGUUGAGAGCUCUAAUUCUUGGAGAAUGCAGUUCUGCAUAUUAUGUUUAUUGUUUUGCUCAUCAACUCCAGCUAGUUGUCGUUGCAGUUGCUCAGAAGCAUUUUGAAGUUGAAGAUUUCUUUGAUAAGAUUGAUGUCUUGUUAAAGGUGGUUGGUGAUUCUUGUAAGAGGAAAUAUAUGGUUCGAGAAGACCACCUGAACAAAGUUGAGGAAAAAACUAAGAAAGGGGAAAUCAAGACUGGAAAGGGACUAAACCAAGAGGUUUCGUUUCAAAGACCAGGUAAAACUCGUUGGGGUUCUCAUUAUACGACAUUUCUGCGGUUGGUUGAUUUGUUAGCUUCUAUUAUUAAAGUUCUUGAGUAUGUUAAAGUCGAUGGAAGUGAUGGUAUCAAAAGACGUCAAGUUAAUGGUCUUCUUAAGUACUUCCACACUUUUGAUUUUGUUUUUUACUUACAGUUGAUUUUGCUUCUUUUUGGGAUCACAAAUAGCUUGUCAACGGUUCUCCAAAGGAAAGAUCAGGACAUUUUGAAUGCUAUGUCACUUGUUAAAUCUACCAAGCAACAAUUAUACAAGAUCAGAGAUGAUGGAUGGGAAUCUCUGAUCAAUAAAAUUUCUUCCUUUUGUGAGAACUACAAGAUUGAGUUCCUUGUUAUGGAUGAUGAAUUUGAUUCAAGGAAUUCAAGAAAAAGAAGCAAUAUAACCAACUUGCAUCAUUACAAGGUGUAGUGUUUUUACACUAUAUUGGAAAUGCAGAUUAAAGAGUUUAAUGACUGUUUUGAUGAGGUAAACACAGAAUUACUUGGCUACAUUGCUUCCUUGAGCCCCACUAAUUUAUUUCAGGAGUUUGAUCAGUUAAAAGUUAUGAGAUUUUCUGAGUUUUAUCCUGAAGAUUUGGUCCUAUCGAGCAGAUUACUCUUGAGCACCAACUAGGUCUCUAUAUUGACAACAUUCGGGAAGAUGAAAGAUUUUCUAACUUGAAAGAUCUUGGAGAUCUUGCAUGCAUGAUGGUGAAGACAAAUAAACAUCUUUCACAUCCUCGGGUUUAUCGGCUUUUAAAGCUAGUUUUGACUUUACUUGUUGCCACUGCUACAGUUGAAAGAUGUUUUUCAGCGAUGAAGAUUGUGAAGACUAGCUUGCGGAACCGGAUAAGUGAUCAGUUUUUAAUGAUUGUGUUGUUUGCUUUGUUGAAAAAAAAUUGUUUGAAAAAGUAACAAAUGAAGUAGUAGUGAAAAGAUUCCAGAAUAUGGAGUUUCGUAGGAUAAAUUUGUAAGGUAAUUUUUAGUUAUGAAACUUUUUUUUAUCUAAAUGAGUUAGUUAUUAAAGUGCUCCCAAUUGAUAAUAGUUCUGGAUCCGUCAUUGACCACACCUCUAUUAUUAUACAUAGUUCAUGAAAAAGAAUAAAAAAUAACAUUACCAAAUAGUAGUUGUACCAUUUAUAUUGUCGCAGUUUAGUUCUGCAGGAUACGUGCAGUAACAUUAUCUCCUACACUUCGUAGUUUCGGGAAACUCUGCAUCAUAGCCCUAAGGUUUUGACAGCUAGGUUUAACAGGUGUAACAAUAAGACUGAAUUGGUUCUCUGAAAUGUUUUCUUCGCAUAGAUCCAAAGGAAGUGAAAUCACUUCACCUUCAAUACCCAAGUUAAUAUCUUGGAUUUGCUUCGAUAGUUUCUCAGCCAUCACUUUCUAUAUGUAAAAUCUUGGUAAAAAAAACUCUUUUUUUUUAAUUGACCACCAGUUUGGGGCGAGGUACAUUUAUUAGAGAAAUUUUCUAGAAGUUUAUUUUCACAAAAUAACACUCAAUGAGAAAAAUGACCAAAAUAAUUUUUAUUAAAAGGUAAAAAUAUAUUUAUGUCCUACGUUUAACUAAUCUAGACUUACGAUUUAAAGUUAAGGGAUGAUAUUUUGAGGAUAUGGUUUCAAAUUAAAAAAAAAUAAAAUAUAAAUAUUAAAAAUUUCAAAAUAAAAAGACUUUUUUAGGCAUUUUUCUCAUUGAGAGCUAUUUUUUGUGACGAAGACUUAAAAAUCUACUAGAGAGAAUUGCCCAAUUUAUUAUCCAAUUGUAGCAUUCUAUGCUUUAUACAUAUUUCAUGUUGUGAAUAGUUUUUGUGCCAUGGGGGUGAUUGGAAUGAGUUGUAGCUUUAUGUUUUUGGCUGUAGAAUUUAAGCUGUAGAUUUAUUUGAUGUAGAUUAUUUUCCUAUAGCUUUGUAAAGCACUAUCUUUUUGCUCUCGGAAUAAAGCUCUUUGCAGCCAUAUUUUAAUUUUGUAGAGAUUUUUUUGCUGUGAAAUUUUUAAGGAAAAGAAAACUAGAUUGGUUGACAUAUAAGGUUUUAGACUAAAUUUUGGCUGUCUAGAGCAUCUACAACCGCAACCAAUCACCCCCUUAUACAAUAGAACCUCUAUAAAUUAAUAAUGUUGGGAAUCUAAAAUUUUAUUAA
Messenger RNA from Brassica napus (rape), 2956 nucleotides. Its product is annotated as zinc finger MYM-type protein 1-like. The transcript has a single exon. Lineage: Eukaryota; Viridiplantae; Streptophyta; Magnoliopsida; Brassicales; Brassicaceae. Bases 463 to 1248 code for a protein of 261 amino acids. The record is from RefSeq and is a predicted model, not a curated record.